AUGAAUCACUCGGACCUGGCCACCAUUCAAACUGCUGAAGAUGAGACAAAUGUGAAAGAGGUAGCACUAAACAGUACGUUCACAUUAGCCGCCUGGAUUGGACUGUACGAUAGCAUCAACAGCUGGAGAUGGUCUUAUCAGGAGGAGAGCAUUGAUUUCUUAAAAUGGUAUCCCGGACAACCAGACAACGCUGGUGCAGGAGAGCCGUGUGUUACAUUACGUAAUGGUGGAUACUGGUGGGAUAGAUACUGUACUAACACAUACGCUUUUCUUUGUUUUGAUGUACUAAACAGCACGGUGGAAUAUCACUUGAUUAAACAGCUAAAGACAUGGAGCAAUGCUCAACAAUACUGCAGAGAUCAACAUAUAGACCUGGUCACCAUUAGGAAUGAAACUGAAAAUGAGCUGUUAAGAAAUCUGAUGUAUGUGGACGGAGAGGUUUGGAUCGGAUUAUUUAGGGAUUCAUGGACGUGGUCAGAUAAAUCCAAUCUUACUUCAUCAAACCAACUGGCUGCUCAGUCUCUCAGUGGAGGAACUCAAAACUGUGCUACUAGAAAUUAUUAUGGUUCCUUUCAAAAUUGGGUUUGCUCUACAACUUUUAACUUCUAUUGCAAUACUGUGAAGCUAAGGAGGCAGAUUGUGAGGGUGCAGCUGAACUCCACCGUGGACAAUAUGAGUGAUGUUCAUCUGAAGACACUUGUGUUACAGAAGUUACAGCAGACUUUAUCUGAUCUGAUGGUAGAUGGUGAGGUUACACUGACGUGGAGGAAGCAGCUGAAUGGAAAAGUCUUUCAGAAGAGAAAGAUUCCAUCACCAUGUCGGCACUGUUUGCGAUAACCAAUUUUACUGAAGUUACAUUUUUUCCUGGGACAAAACUUUUUUUUUUAGUUUGGAAAUGAACAUGUAGAUAUAAUCUUUACUAGCAAACAUGUGGCACAGAUUACUGUCUAGCUUUUAUGUUAAAAUUCUUUCCUAUCAUCUUUAAAUAUUGUGUGUUAAUACUGCGAUGGGUCAAAAAGAAAGUGUUUGUUUGAACAGCCAACACAUCUAUUCCUGAUACGAGUUAGUUUGGGGAUUAUAAAAUAUUUUUGUCAGCUGAACCCCUUGAUGUAAAUGAUUCACUUAAGAUAUCCCCUGAGAUAUUAAGUUAAUAUUUUAAUAAUCUAAUAUCACAGUUGCAUUUCAUUGGUUUGAAAAGUUUUAUCAGUAGUAUUUACAUAGUUAUUAUCAUUGCCUGUUAUUGGACCUUUAUAUGUUUUAUGCAUGGUUUAUAUCCCUUAUAUUUCUUUAAUCUGAUACAAAAACAAAUCAUGUUCUCCAGUU
Messenger RNA from Paramisgurnus dabryanus, 1323 nucleotides. The record is from RefSeq and is a predicted model, not a curated record. Lineage: Eukaryota; Metazoa; Chordata; Actinopteri; Cypriniformes; Cobitidae.